GUUGGCACACAACAGGCAGGACAUUGAAUAACAUUCAGAAGACGGUCCAGGUGGUGCGACGAUGGACGAAGAAGGAACAGCACCUCAAGCGCGUCGUGCUCCUACUUCUGGCGGCGGAGAUGAAAGCACCAUGUUUAUCUUCCACGCAGGGUAUCCAGGUGAUGUGACAGGGGACGUGCCUAUCCCUUCCACUACCUUGCCGCCUGGGAGCGACGUGGACAUGGUGGACGAAGACAACGAUGCCGCCGCAAGCGCACAGCAGGACGCGGACGCGGCGAUGAAUAUGCCAGUGCGUAAGAAGAUUCGAUUGAGCUUCAUGCCCGACGAGACGUGCGGCAGUGGGAAUAGUACCGACGAUGAGAAGGAUAUGCAGCAACAGUUGCAACUACGCCUGUUUGGGCUGCUUCGCACGGGGGAGUCCAAGCAUUUUGCGGCGCUGUUCACGCAACAGCCCGCGAAGACACGGCACACGCUUCUGAGCGUAAAGGACGAGAUCGGGUUCACGCUCUUGAUGAACGCCGUCAAGUAUUCCAACUUGGACGCGUGUCGGCUGCUGGUUGCGCACCACGUGGACGUGAACGAGUUGAACGACAAAAAGUGCUCCGCCUUGUUUCUGGCGGCACAGAAAGGCAUGGUGCCCAUCACCGAGUGUCUCCUCGACGGCGGCGCGUCCUCGGAGUACCGCAGCGCCGCCCUCGUCCCCGCCGCCCACUUUGGCCACAUCGACGUCGUGAACCUUCUCUUGGCCCGCGGCGCCGACGCCAACUACGCCAACCAGAAAGGGACGACGCCCUUGAUGCGCGCGGCCCAGGAAGGCCAGGCCGCGGUCGUGUCGGCCUUGCUGGGCAAAGACGCCGACUCCAACGCCGCCAACAUGGAAGGCAUGACGGCACUCAUGCUGGCCUCCCAGAGGGGCCAUGCGGACAUAGCGGAAAUCCUCAUCUCCGCCGGCGCCCUCGUCGACAAGCAAACGCGUCAAGGCAGCACGGCGCUACUGCUAGCGGCCAAGCGAGGCCAUGCCGGCGCCAUCACGAUGCUCCUCACGGCGGGCGCGGACAUGUUUCUCAAAGACGAGCGCGAUAAGACCGCCUUGGACAACGCCGCCCGCCGCGGCAACGACGAGCUCAUUCGCAUCCUCACGAUUGAGAACCAACAAGCACUGAUGAAGAUGCGGUUGCGCAAAUUGCGAAGUUUGGAACUGGUCAAAAUGUACACGUUGUACCUGAGUGGGCGGGCCACGCUGGCCCCCCGUCGCGUCCCGCAUCUUGUGCCGGGCAGCCUCGAACUGCCGUCUUCUCCUGAUGUGUACAUGGCGUUUGGUGGUGGCACGUCGGUCGCUAGUACUACUACUAGUAGUACUACGCUGACCCCCAACCAGUCGUACCUGGUGCGGUCGUUCACGCUGCCCAAGCCGCUGUUCCGGUUGAUAGUGCACUUUCUGCCACUCUGUCGCAUGUGGACGAUCCAGCUGCGCAAUUUGACGCACCAUUUGCACGUGGACCCGAGCCACGUCGUGCACAAGGGCAUCCACAUCAUGGACGAGGUGCUGUACGACGUCAAGCGCGACCUCCCGCAUCUCGACGCCGUGGUAUGUGUGUGUCUGUAGACUGUAUCUCAUAUUUUGGUGGAUUUAGACGGGCGUGGGGCAGUUGGUGCUGCUGCGGGACUCGCCGACGUACCAGCAAGUGCUAACGACAUGGCUGCAUGCGGCGGGGGACGUGCCGGUGCCCGCGGGGCUCUUGGACGACCUCCGGCAACAUGGAGACUUGCAAGGCGUGCUGCUGCGGUACCCCGACGUGGACGCGAUCGAGUUUGGCGUGCCGGUUGCGUCCAAGGUGCUGGCGACGCUGCAGUGGCUGUUGGUGUGGGACGAAGAGCGACGGCGACAUAGUUAACAGACACUAAGUAUUUAACACACUGGUUGGUACCACACGA
Molecule: messenger RNA, 1935 nt
Organism: Aphanomyces astaci
Lineage: Eukaryota; Oomycota; Saprolegniomycetes; Saprolegniales; Verrucalvaceae
Exons: 5
Coding region: 62-1606 (514 amino acids)
Molecular function (GO): protein binding
Source: RefSeq, a predicted model, not a curated record